GUGUGUGUGAAGUCGCGGUAAAAACCCCUGUCGCAUCGAGUAGGGACAGCCGUCGCUCCACGGCAUCGGGUGCGUCGCGUUUCCGCAAGACACGCCGCGGUGGAAGACGCCUGUGCGGCGAAGAAGCAUGCAUGGGAUGCCGCACGCCGUACUGCUGGGAGCUACGACGGCGGGCUGACCCCCGAACGUCAUAAGAAGAAGAGGAGGAGGAGGAGGACAGCCCCCAGGAGGAUGCCAUGAACAACCAUGCGUCCGCAAAAAUCGAUGGGGGCCGACGGGCUAUCCGCCGUGGCAACCCCAGGAAGGAGAAAGGUAGCAGCAGCAGCUCUGGCAAAGGUGGCGACCCCUUUCGGUUCGAAGGGGAGGGGCUCCUGUUUCGAGCCAAGCUCAUCGGGAGCCAGCCGGUGCCAGAGGCACGGGGCGACCGCAUGUGCCAAGAUGCCAUGACACGACUCAAGAUGGUUGUGCGUUCAUCUGGGGAGCACAAGCAAAGGGUUCAGCUGACCGUCUCUCUUCAAGGGAUCAAGAUCCGCGAUGACAAGACUGGGGAGCUGGUGUUCCACCACCCCGUGCACCGUAUCUCGUUUAUCUCUCAAGACGCCAGCGACGCUCGGGCGUUCGGCUACGUCUGCAUGACGCAAGAUGGUUGCCAUCGCUUUAUUGGCAUCAAGACCGAGAAGGCGGCAUCCCAGCUGGUGGUGGCGCUGCGUGACCUCUUCCAGGUGGUGCUGGAGAUGAAGCAGCACGAGCUGCGUCAGGCACAGCUUGAGCAGCGGCAGCAGCUGCAGGAAUGGAAGCCCCCCACGGACUUCAGCAAUCGCGGGGAGGCACAGGAGGUGAUCUGCAGUCCUCAGGCUGAGAGCUGCGGUGAGCCCGCCUCCUCCGCGGACAGCAAGACUCCCACAGUGGAUGACCUCCUCGAUUUGCAGUCUGAGCUGGACUCUCUACAAGAGGGUAUCCAGCAGAUGGAGACGACGAUAGCCGCCGCGGCCACGCUGGUAUCACCCGACCCGUUCGACACGUCCUUCAUUGUCGACCCAAGGCAGCAGCAGCAGUAUCACCACCAUCCCGGCUCCCGUGCCUUCCUCUCUGAGCCAGCAACACCCGUGGGGCCACCUCCGCCUCUGUUGCCGCCGCCGCCUCCGACUGCGCGCGCCUCGCAGUCGUCUGCCAUCGCAGGGACAGCGCAGCAGCAGCACCGAGCCGUGCCGCCGCCGCGGACCCUGCCGUUUGGUGACGCACCCACAGUCACUGCCUCCCUGCCCCCGACUCCGCUGCCCGACCUGUUCGCCGACCUGGACCCCUUAUCCGAAAGCAGUGGAAAGAGUGGCAGGCAUCGCCACGUUGCUUUUGACGAACUCAAGAGCCCCCUGGACCCAUUAGCUGAAGAUGGUGGCAGCAGCAGGCAGCAAUCCGCGUUCAACGAUCUUCAGAGCCCGCUCAACUCCUUGGCUGAAGGCAUCGGCAGAAACCAGUACGCUAGCAUCGGAGAGCUCAAAAGUCCAUUAAGCUCUUCAACCGAAGGCAUUGGCAGGAACCACUACUCGAGCAUUGGAGAGCUUAAGAGCCCACUAAACUCCUCCUCUGAGGGCGUUGCCAAGCACAACAUCAGAACUGUCGAUAGUCCCUUGGACCCCUUCGCCAAUAUUUUUUGCAAGCCUUCCAACCAUGUCGCCUUUCCAGAGACUAAGAGCUCUUUCGACUCAUUGGCCAAUGAAAUUGGCAAGCCCAAAACAAGCUCUGGAGAACUGAAGAGUCCCCUGAGCCCUCCGUCGUCUAAGGGCCUAGGCAGGAACCAUGGCAUGUUUGGUGAGCUCAGGAGCCCUCCCAGGAAGCCGCCCACUCAGCUGACCAGUGCAGUCAGCGGCUGGCAGACAUUUGAAGAAGAGGAACAAGACGAUGGUCCUCCUCCGCCGGCCUUUCCGCCCCCGCCUCCUCCGCUGGUCGUUCCGCCACAGGAUGAGGGCUUUUGUAGUGGCAGUAACGCGUCUUCCGUGUCGCCGAUCCAGCCAGCAAAGGCGGCCUCAUCCUCCACUUCGUCGGGCAGCAGCAACCUCUUUAGCCGCUGUGGAGCGCAGGACCCUUUUGCUGACGAGUUCUUCGCGGGACCUGCUUCUUCCAGCAACCAGGACUGUUCUUCCAAUGGAAGCCAAUCCAGGCCAGCCCUUCUGCCUGGCCUCUCCAGCAGCUCGCCGUGGCCCGUGUCGCCGCAGGCUGCGUUCUUCGGCCGCUGAACAAUAGACGCGAGCCGACAGGCGUGUAAAUUUUGCACGAAUGGCAACCUUGUCCAAACUGCGCUCUGCAGCUUCAAGCACCAAAAUGAUGCUUCCCCGUCGUCAACUUUCUACCGGAAAAAAAAGCCUAAUUUCUUCAUUAUUUCGUUGGUCCCCAGAACUGCUUUUUUUGGACUAGCACGAUGGGCAGGAAAAAAAAACAACCGUAGUGUUGCCGAAGCCGAGUUAAAAGAAAUGGCCUACUUUUGCAUUGUGGUCGCGUUCUUGAGGCGUUCGUCAUCCUGGAGAGUUCCUGGUGCUUUCUUGCUUGGUGUACUGUCCUGUAGUUUCAUUUUCCUCACAAAUGCGUUUUCGGUUGGCAGUGAAGUGAGGGUGACGAACAGGUACCAACCUGUCGGCCUCGAUACGCUCCUGGAAGUUGCCACGUGUGAAAUCAAAUGCUCACAACACACUGCUUUUCGUUUUACCGCCACAUUGGCAGUGAAGGAUUGGUGGACCUAGGCCAAAUGUAAAGCACUAUUUUAUACACUGUUCACACAAAACUCUGGCUCACUGUAAGCGGCAGUGUGUUUUUGGGUGUGCCCGCAACGGCUUUUGGCCAUUUGUCAAAACUAUAAAGUUUAUAUAAGUAAGUUGAACUUGUGUUUUAUUUGUGUCUGUAGGCGCGAGUGAGUAUAUAUAUAUUUUUUAGUUGUAUGUCGUUGCGGUGGGUUAAACAGAUCGUGCUGUGAAAUGUUUGAACGACUGAGGCCAGUUUCCUUAAACCUUUCAACUUUGCACGUGCAUACUGAAAACGUUUCCGAGUCACAAAUUUUGCCCUGAUCUACCCAAAUCGAGCUCAACCGCACUAACGGUGUCUGUGUAUCCUCAUGACUCCUCGUGAAAAUGUGUUGUGUGGUUAUUAUUGUUCUGGCUAGGCCCGAUUGUUGGCGAGUCACCUUUUUUUUUGUCUGGUUAAAUUGAAGGCGCCAAGAAUGGUUCUGGAACGUACUGCGGAGGGAUCACUGUCAAGUUAGCCAGGCUUUUCGAUGAGGGAGGGGCGGGGGAGCGGGGCUCGUUUUGAAUUUGGCAGCCCAGUUGUUUCCUACAAGCUUUCACUGAUAGCUUGAAGCAAAUGCUACAGUCAGUUGAAGCUUUAAUUUGUGCAAUGGCUUAUAUUCGCCUGCUGAAUUCCAGUUGCAAAGCUAUUGUUGUGCUUUUGUGAUUUCUAUGCCUACAAUAUAAGAUUUGUUGGCUCAUUUUGUGUGCGUGAAUUUUGUUGUCGCCAUUUGCUGUUCUGAGUGGCUUCGUAGUUUAUGUACAUACGUGGUUACACAGCAGCUGCUUGGUUUUGCUUGUGAGAUCUGAGAGGAAGGGAGCACAUAGUGGUAUCACACGUGUAAUAGAUAUUUACCGAUCGUAGAGGAUGUGCGUGCUGUAGCGGUACAGAGUGUCCUGAUUGCGUUUAUGCUUUGCAAGGCAAAGGUGGCAUGUUUGAGCUCAAGUCUGUGCUUGCAGCAUGGAAAUGACACGGUUGCAAAAGUUUACACAUAACGACAUUUACUCGCUGCUUUUCCUGAAUCUCAGUAGGUACUAUGGAAAUGAUGUGUGCGCGUGUGUUUAGGCAGUGGGUAGCAUUGGUCAGGCACAUUGAAAAUAAAACUCGAGUUAGAAGGCAUAUCGCAACAAUUUGGCUUCACGCGAGACUCUUUUUUUUUGUGAAGCCUUCUGUUGACGAUGAUCCGUGCUUUUGUGCUUGUUACUUCGAGCUCCCAUACCUGAACCCGGAGAAAGGGCAGUCUGAACACUGUGCACACAAAUAAAUGUCCAUAUAAAUUGUUGCAGUGAAGUUUUCGUUGACAUAGCACGUUUGCUGACCGUGGGCACCUAAAUCUGGCAAUAAACAGUGAACACCAUUAUAGUG
Molecule: messenger RNA, 4137 nt
Organism: Rhipicephalus microplus (southern cattle tick)
Lineage: Eukaryota; Metazoa; Arthropoda; Arachnida; Ixodida; Ixodidae
Cellular component (GO): cytoplasm
Source: RefSeq, a predicted model, not a curated record